Phytophthora sojae is the source of this 762-nucleotide messenger RNA. RefSeq lists its product as hypothetical. Bases 1 to 762 code for a protein of 253 amino acids. The record is from RefSeq and is a predicted model, not a curated record. NCBI's taxonomy places the organism in Eukaryota, Oomycota, Peronosporomycetes, Peronosporales, Peronosporaceae. The transcript has 2 exons.
AUGCGAACAAGUACGUCAGUUUUCCUGCGGAACAAGCAAAUUCUCGAAAAGGACAAGGAAAGGAAGCGAGCCGCAAAGAAGGCCCGGAAACCGAUCACCUUGGUUCCGGCGGAAUGGGUGACGUACUCGAAAACGCUGGUCUGCACGCAUGGCCAGCCCUACGAACCGAAGGGCAAGGGAAAGCGGCACCACAACAACGUUCGCGACACGAAGUGCAAGGCGAGAUUGAAUGUGCGUGUCGCUGCCACGUUCAGCGGAACUUGGCGUUUACGCGUGAACGCCACCGGCAAACACAAUCACGACUUGAACAAGCAUCUUUGGGAGAGCUACGCGGAGAACCGGACGGUGAAGGACCCGCAGUUGACGGAGGCUGUGGCAGUGCUGCAUAAGGCUGGGGCGAACACGCACGGCAUCUUGCAAUACCUGCGUGAACGUACAGGUAAAGUCUUAUCACUUUCUGACGUCCACAACAUGGUGCAGAGAUACAAACUGACCGAGCAAGCUGGUCUUACUGAUGCGCAACGCGCAUUUGCAGUGAUGGAAGAGUUUUGUCUGCAGCACGGUGGCAACUCUGCUCAAAUUCUUGUGGAUAGCGACUCCAACGUUGCUCGCGUCGCCACGUUCCAGUCCGCAAGAAUGAAGCGCUUGUUCAAAGCGUUUCCGGAGGUGAUUCUCGUUGAUGCCACGCACGACACGAACGUGAACCGCUACAAGCUGUUCAGCUUCGUAGUGCACGACGUGUUCGGAAAGGUACUGACGUAG